GGCUGAGAAUAUAAGCGUAAGCAUUCUAAAAAAAAAUAAAAAAGGAAUGGGGGGAGAGAAGACCACUGGUUUACCUUUCCGUUGAUUUCGCUCAUUCCGUUGUCGAUGAAAUCCCCUCUUCUUCCACUUUCCGCAAUCCUCGCGAAGGGCUUUUACUCAAAGGGGUCAAGCGAGGGAGAGAGAGAAGCAGAGUCGCACACAAUAUUUAAGCCAAUUCUCUCUCCUUCCAUCUUCUGCAAAUCGCCACAAUUGAGCCGACUCUGGUUUAAACUCACCCACUUGACCCGUUUCCCCACCCGGGUUGAUCUGGGUCACGCCCAUUUUCUCCGAUCCAUGCUUCGGGGUCGCCGCCAUUGCUGAUGGGUUGUGCCACCUCCAAGCAGGCGGUGUCGGUUACGCCGGCGAUAGACCACUCGGGGGCGUUCCGGGAGAAUGGGAAGAAGAAGGGCGCGGCGGGGGGUCGGAGCCGGGGUGGGUUGUCGGAGGUGGAGAAGAAGAGGGCCGAGUCGGGGCUGAGUGGGAGCGAGUUGGGCGAGUCGGGCAGGGGGAGCUCCUAUGGCGGGAGUGACUCCGUGAGCUUUAGGCUUGGGAAUUUGCAGAAGUACGUUGAGGGGGAGCAGGUGGCGGCCGGUUGGCCCGCCUGGCUCAGCGCCGUCGCCGGAGAAGCCAUUCAAGGUUGGGUGCCACUCCGUGCCGAAUCAUACGAAAAAUUGGAGAAGAUUGGACAAGGUACAUACAGCAGCGUCUUCCGUGCACGUGACCUAGAAACAGGGAGAAUAGUUGCUUUGAAGAAGGUGCGGUUUGACAAUUUUGAACCUGAAAGCGUUAGGUUCAUGGCACGAGAAAUAAUGAUUCUCCGCAGGCUUGACCAUCCAAACAUUAUAAAACUGGAGGGUUUAAUUACUUCCCGGUUGUCAUGUAGCAUAUAUCUUGUUUUUGAGUACAUGGAACAUGAUCUUACUGGACUCUUGGCUUGCCCUGACAUCAAGUUCAGCGAGUCACAGAUUAAAUGCUAUAUGAAACAGUUGUUAUCUGGGCUAGAGCACUGUCAUUCACGAGGUGUAAUGCAUCGAGAUAUUAAAGGAUCAAACCUUCUAAUUAAUAAUGAAGGAAUCCUUAAGGUGGCUGACUUUGGAUUGGCAAACUCCUGCAGCUCUGGGUACAGACAACCCAUGACCAGCCGUGUUGUGACUCUAUGGUACCGCCCUCCUGAACUUUUGCUAGGGUCAACGGAGUAUGGUGCAUCUGUGGAUCUUUGGAGUGUUGGUUGUGUAUUUGCCGAAAUUCUCCUUGGAAGACCACUCCUUCAAGGGAGAACUGAGGUUGAACAACUGCACAAGAUUUUCAAGCUAUGUGGAUCCCCACCUGAAGAAUACUGGAAGAAGUCUAGACUUCCUCAUGCAACUCUGUUUAAACCUCAGCAUCCUUAUGAGAGUUGUCUUUGGGAUACAUGUAAAGGUUUACCAACAAAUGCUGUUAACUUGAUUGAAACUUUACUUUCUGUAGAACCAUACAAACGAGGGAGUGCCUCUUCUGCUCUCAAUUCUGAGUAUUUCACGACAAAGCCUUAUGCAUGUGAUCCUUCAACUUUACCAAGGUAUCCACCUAACAAAGAAAUUGAUGCAAAGAGUCGUGAGGAGACAAGGAGGAAAAAGUCUAGUGGAAGAGUCCGUGGGCCUGAAACAAGAAAAACAAGUAGAAAACCAAAUGGGAUCAAUAAACUAGCACCAGCAGAGGAUUUGGCAGCACAUCAAGGUGUCCAUAAAACUAAUGGUAAUAUGCAUGUUGUUAAAGAACGAUAUGUCUUCCCAGCUGUGGAGCUUCGAAAGGAUGUAACAGAUGAGGGUUCCCAUGUAAAAAAUGCAUCUCAAGGGGAUAUUCCCUUUUCAGGUCCAUUACAAGUUUCAGGGUCAAGUGGUUUUGCCUGGGCAAAAAGGCGAAAGGAUGAUGCAUCCAACAGGUCGCACAGUAGGUCUAGUUCAAAGGGUCUUUAUAAUGCAUUAGAAUCUUCCGCUGCAAUAAAUUCAAGGAAUAAUUUUGACUCGAAAAGGCAUGAAAAUGGGGAUGUCUUGCGUGGACUUCACACUGAUUCCAGGGGCCGUGAUACCUAUGAGAAUGCAAAAUGUACACAGAGACAGUGGGGCCAUUUUGAGCGUCCGGAUUCGUUUGAUGGUUCUGAUGGGUACCAUUCACAGGAACUAACAUGGGCACUUUAUCAGAGAGAGGAAAUGGCAGCUAAGAAAAACAACUCGGUUUAUCAGGAUCAAGGGGACAAGGUUGAAUUCUCAGGACCUUUGUUAUCUCAGUCUCAUAGAGUUGAUGAACUCUUAGAGAGACAUGAGCGCCACAUCCGCCAAGCAGUUCGAAGGUCAUGGUUCCAACGAGGUAAGAAACAAGGGAAGUAAUCGCUGGAUAUAUUAACUCGGCCAACAAAAGGACCAGAGUACUGAUUUCCCUUCCUGGGUAGAAUGACGAUUUUUAGUGUUGUUGCCGAACCCAGCAUUCAGGAUCAUCAACAGGGCUACUGGGGGAAAAAAAAAAAAAGAGCCAUAAACUAGGCAAAUCUUCAGCGGGAGACUCGUAGCAGCAAAGUUGAGAAGCUGGAAUCUGAUGAAACUACAAAUUUCAGUUCACAGCUGCUGGUGCAGUAGGUCAGGAAACAGGGAACAAAGAUGGAACUGAGAUGAUGGACCAGUUCAUCAUUCCAAAUAGAUAUAAAUUGUCAGCAGCUGCUUCUUCUUUUUCAAAUUUAUUGUGUUUUACAUUUCUGUUCAAGAUUUGUGAAAUUUCUCCAGCAGUGUAUAGAUCAAAGUACAGGUUAAUCUAGGGCGAGGAUAGGCUUUGAAUUGGCAUUUGAAAAAAAAAAAAAUUUGUGGGGUUGAUUGCACAUCCAUUUCAUGGGCAACGUUCCCCAUUUCAUGUAGAGUUGUAGUAAAAACAUGUUCUUAAUGGAUUGGGUCCAAACAUUUAUUUUGAUUCA
Molecule: messenger RNA, 2980 nt
Organism: Malania oleifera
Lineage: Eukaryota; Viridiplantae; Streptophyta; Magnoliopsida; Santalales; Ximeniaceae
Product: protein IMPAIRED IN BABA-INDUCED STERILITY 1
Exons: 9
Coding region: 360-2405 (681 amino acids)
Biological process (GO): protein phosphorylation; positive regulation of transcription elongation by RNA polymerase II
Cellular component (GO): nucleus; cyclin-dependent protein kinase holoenzyme complex
Molecular function (GO): ATP binding; cyclin-dependent protein serine/threonine kinase activity; RNA polymerase II CTD heptapeptide repeat kinase activity
Source: RefSeq, a predicted model, not a curated record